Molecule: messenger RNA, 576 nt
Organism: Coniophora puteana RWD-64-598 SS2
Lineage: Eukaryota; Fungi; Basidiomycota; Agaricomycetes; Boletales; Coniophoraceae
Exons: 3
Coding region: 1-576 (191 amino acids)
Source: RefSeq, a predicted model, not a curated record
AUGUCCCUCCCCCAGGAUCUCGAGCAACAUGUCUCUGAUUACAUGUUCAUGCUUUCACACAACAAGGGGAUUUACUCCGGCACCAAAUGCCACCCGGCGAUCUCUGAGGACCUGCAGAAAGCAGCCGGAGGGGCAGUAGACAUGAUCAGUCAGGCGGAUAAGUGCACAGUCCUACUUGACGGUGAUAUCCUCGACACGCUUCCUCCGCCAAGUGGCAGUGCAAUGCACCUGGAUCGCGAACUGAAGUAUGAAAGGCGCCGGCUCCAGUUGAGAUGGGACCCUAUGAACCACCCCUGGUAUGAAACCACCGUUGAUCCGACCAACGGCCACCUCCUUGCCAUCCGGCCGUUCAAGCUUUGUGACCUCUCUGGUCGCAUUCUGCUAUGGUACCUUCCUGAUGUGGUUCCCGAGUGGCUACAGGCCCUUGUGUUUGGGUCCCUCCUUCCGGUGCACAGGCAGCUCAAGGCUGGCAUCAGCGCCGCUAAUGCGGCCACAUUCCGGAACCACACCAGUUUAUUCCUCCCACCCCAGGCUUCCGGAAUCCAACCUGGAUCAAUCAACCCCAUGACGGAGUGA